Nannizzia gypsea CBS 118893 is the source of this 3753-nucleotide messenger RNA. RefSeq lists its product as hypothetical. The coding region runs from base 1 to 3753 and encodes 1250 amino acids. Gene Ontology annotation, cellular component: fungal-type vacuole membrane; cytoplasm. Lineage: Eukaryota; Fungi; Ascomycota; Eurotiomycetes; Onygenales; Arthrodermataceae. Gene Ontology annotation, biological process: autophagy; vesicle-mediated transport; endosomal vesicle fusion. The record is from RefSeq and is a predicted model, not a curated record. The transcript has 3 exons.
AUGGGAUCUGAUGGUGACAUCGAUCCGCGCCGGAAACGGAGGCGCAUCAGCCCUCCAGAGACAGGUCCCUAUGUGCUACGGCCGCUACUCGAAGAUGUCCCAGUGCAGGCGGAAGAUGGCGAGGGACAGGCACAUAUAACUUGUGUGGAAUACUGGAAUGAGAAUCUAUACGUCGGGACCUCCGCUGGUGAAAUACUACAUUUCGUCUCCCUACCUCCUGAAUCAGAGCUGGAAACUGGUAAUCCCUCGUUUAUAUUAGCUUCAAGGCAACCCAUUAUAUCGUCCGCUCGUGUCACUACGUCCUGUGGAAUACAGCAGAUUCUAGUCCUUCCUACAGCCAGCAAAGCUUGCGUCCUUUGCAAUGGAUCCGUCUUCUUCUACUCUCUGCCAGAGCUCAGCCCUGCAUAUGGAACAACAAAGGUGUCCAACUGUAACUGGAUUGGUGGUCUCGAUCUUGACGAGCUAGACGCUGAGGAUGCGGAAGAAGCUUCAGACCCUAUCAUCAUGUUGGGAAUGCAGGACAAGAUAAUGCUGGUGAAGAUUGGAGAAGGUCCGCGGAGAGUGAGGAAUAUCGAAUUCCCCGGAUGUCUGAUUGCCAACCGAAGGGGUACCAUUGCGUGUGUGGCAGACUCUCGCUCCUAUGCGUUACUUGAGGUCGAGCAUCGUCAGAAAAUCCCUCUAUUCCCAAUCUCCUCAAACGACGAGUAUGAUGAAUUCAAGGUAGAAGAUAUACCAUCUCGGAGUGCUAGCCCUGCAUUGGACAAAUUACCAGUUGCUUCUAAUGGUAAUUCUGGGGCAAAGGGCCAUGGAAGAAGUACCAGUUUGAACGUCAUAGCCACCAGCUCAGAACUACGUCAGCAGAGCACACAGCCUGACCUUUCAGGAACAUCUACCCCAGAAUCCCUUGCGGAAGGGAAACUAUCAAAGCCAACUAGCUCCCAUGAUAGACGCUUGUCUAUUCCAAGCAGGUCUCCAUCAGCCGCGCCAGCUGAUGGACUUGGCCAGAAACCUCUUCCGCCAACCCCAAGUCCAACUCCAAAGAAACCUACCUCUAUUUUGAAACCACAUAUUGUAUCGCCCACACCUUCUGAGUUUCUGCUGGUCACGGGGACAGAUGCCUCGAAUCCUGCCGUUGGUAUGUUUGUCAACCUCGAAGGUGAAACUGCAGAACGUGGAACCAUUGAAUUCCGGACAUAUCCCGAUGCAAUCGUACUUGACAAUGGGGACGAAGACCCAAACUCACUUCCAAGUGGGAAUGAUGCAGAUGGGUAUGUUUUGGCAGUGGUAAACGCUGCUGUCGAUGCCGACGCAGCGGGAGAAGUCAACGAAGAGAAAUGUCUAGAAGUGCAAAGAUGGGAUAUUAAUCCCGGAGAGGGAGAGAGGCAACGCUCCCUAAUAACCAUAUCGCUAGAACCCCCUGCAUCUGGGCCCGUUGGGAUUGCUCGAACAGUCAGCUCGAACAAGAUGAACUUUGCAGAUGUUGGGGAACUCUUACAGGUUGUCCGGCUCAAGGUGCCAGAUCUACGAACUCCUGGAUCGAUGACCCCGCAAAAGAACAAUGAUCCUAGGACUGAGGCAUCCAUAGAGCAGCUGCAAAAGGAAAAGGAGCUAUUUGAAAACGACUCCGAUGGCUCUAAACAAGUCAAAUUGCGGCGCGGGUGGGAGGCUGAAAGGAAUGAAGAGGAAUCAACGUUUGCAAAAACACUGGGUUACGUGAAAAGCAAUGUCAUGCUGUGGGAGGGAAACCAGAUAUGGCGUGUCCUCCGUAACCCUUUGGCAUUACAACUGGAGAACGCCCUCCUACUCACUCAGGAGAUACAGGACGCGAAAACUUGUCGGGUUGCUGACAAGGCCGCGAUAAUAGACAUGAUGAUAAGGCUAGAUUCGAUUUUACCAAGAACUGCGCCCGAGUCUCUCGGUUUGAAUUAUGUUAAACAAAAGGCCAGCCUGCUGCUUUUUGGGGAUCUCAUUGCAACAAGCCCCGAAUAUCAAACUCCAAGUACGAUUAAGGCAGUGGAGGAUGUGCUGGUUGCCGGAGAGCUGGACCCUCGUAUCAUCCUCCUGUUUACACCAUUACUUAGAGAAGAAAUCCUACAAGGGCCACAGGGUAUUUGGAUAUGUGCUGGACUUACUAAGGUCGUUGAUACUCUUUUUGAAGUGUCCAAGGACCAAGAUGGCACGAUCAAGUUCAACUUUACAGAGCCAAUUCUACGGAUGCUGGUUAGAUACUUAACUUCCUGGCAUAGGAAGAGAGGAUACGGGAGUGUGACUGAUGAUACCUAUGUGUUCGACAGCGUGGAUUCCGCGUUGCUUCGUCUCCUGCUUCACCUUGAUGCAAAGCACAAUGAGGUGAACGGGAAGGCUGCGGCGUCUGAGAUCCGACCAGAGCUUAACAAAUUGGUGGAUAACUGGAAGGGCAAUUUCACCCGUGCAGUGGAGCUACUAGAGCUCUACCAGCGGCUCUUUGUUUUGAGUCGACUCUAUCAGAGUCGUAAAAUGUCCGGCCAUGUUCUUAGGACAUGGCGCAGAACGAUCGAAGGAGAGAAGGAUGUCGGCGGCGAGAUGACCAUUCCUGCGGCUGAGCUUCAAGUACGGAAGUAUCUGGUGAAGAUAAGGGAUCCUAACCUGGUUGAGGAAUACGGACUCUGGCUCGCAGCGAGAAACCCCAAGCUUGGAAUCCAGGUAUUCUCCGAUGAUACCAGCAGAGUCCUGUUUGAUCCUCCACAGGCUAUUCGAAUAUUGAAGGACCGUGCUCCUGGUGCUGUACAAGUCUACUUAGAGCACCUUGUCUUUACCAAAAAUAUUACACGAUAUGCCGACGACCUAAUAUCUUAUUAUCUAGACACCGUUCUCUCUGUUCUCGAAACCUCACCCGAAGCCAGGGCUUCCCUCACCGAAUCAUACUCUACCUACCGUGCUCUGCAACCUCCAAAACCCUCGUACCUGAGCUUCAUCACCGAAAAUGCACCUCCAGAGCCAUGGUGGCAGUCCCGUCUCCGACUAUUACAGCUUCUUGGGGGAGCAACUAGAAGCCAGUUCACCUCCGCAGCAUCUCUCCCCUCAGAUCUACCUUACUCCAUCCCUACAGUGCUCGAACGAAUCGAGCCGUUUAAAAACGAACUAGUGUCGGAAUGCAUUAUUCUCGGCGGCCGCCAGGGACGACACCAUGACGCCCUUCACCUGCUAACCCACGGCCUCGGCGACUAUGACUCCGCUAUCCGAUACUGUCUUUUUGAAGGACCCGGUGCCUCCACAUCCCACAGUAUGUUUUCCCGGAAAUUCUCCCCCUCUGAGGGGCAAAGGGAGCUUUUUGCAUGGUUACUCCAGGAAUUCUUUCAGAUCGCCGAUCCUUCAGAACGUACCGAGCGAACGGGAGACCUACUGGCCCGGUUCGCUCCGCUCUUUGAUGUACGCAAGGUGCUUGAUCUGGUCCCUGAUGAGUGGAAUGUGGGUGUCCUCAGCGAAUACUUUGCCCGGGCUUUGCGUGACCUCGUCUCGGAAUCUCGGAAUGCAAAGGUCCAGCGUGCUCUCAGCGCCGGACUCAACCUCAAGGUUUGUGCCGAUUUCAUCAAGGAGUCUGAGAAGAUCGGCGGAUGGGUCGAAGAUGCUGGCCAGGUCAAACCUCUAAGGGGAGGCAAAGACACCACCAGCACAGAGCCAGAGCCCCAGGCUGAGGGUACCGUUGAAAACAACCAACCGCCUAACGAUGCCGGCACCCAGAUACGGCCAGACGACACCCUGAAGAUAUCUUGA